Iphiclides podalirius (scarce swallowtail) is the source of this 837-nucleotide messenger RNA. The record is from the annotation of a GenBank genome assembly. NCBI's taxonomy places the organism in Eukaryota, Metazoa, Arthropoda, Insecta, Lepidoptera, Papilionidae.
AUGAGUGUCGAAUAUUUCCAGCAAUAUGGUAGGUUAGACAAAAUCCUCGACAUGACCUUUUACGUGGAAAUUAGGGAGCGCCUCGAUAAAUUGAUAAUUUUCUUCGGGGUUAUCUGGGUCACGAGCAGCGCGUGCGACUUCAUCGCAUGGCUCCUGCUUUUCGGCAUAUUGACCCCCUUAGUCUAUUCUGUAGCUUAUUUAUACUUACUUAUAAAAAUGCUCACCGUACUGGACCUCAUAGCUCAAGUGAUGCAAAUUGAAUUCCGUUUGCGUUGCAUUGGCGAUUAUAUACAAGAUAACUACUGCAUGGCAGACAAAAAUAAAAGUUUUGCUGAAGAUUGCAUGUAUAUAGACAACUGGUUAUACACAAAGAACGGACAACCAGAAGCCAAAACUUUAAAAAAAGCAUUGGACGUUGCUUUAAACGCGGGCGACGAAAUAAAAUUUCUCAGUAAAUAUUAUCUGUUGUUGAUUGAACAAACUGCUUUUAUCAACAAAAUGUAUGGUAUGAGGACACUCGGGGCCGUGGAAUACUUCCCCGUUUUUUCAAACUUGACGCGUCUGUUGACAUGCGUAGCGGUGAUAAUUACCCUGGUGGAUGUCUGCGAAAAGGCGUAUCGUCAAAGGGAAAGGAUCUUUAACUCAAUCGAUCAUUACGUCAUAAUGGGAGAUCCCAAUAAUACGGUGGCUGCGGCGAUGGUAAAAUUUCGCGAACUGGUAGAUUUGAGGCCAGUCACCUUCCACAUGGCGUACUUUUUUCGUUUCGACUACUCCCUGCUCGUUUCCAUCGCUUCAGUGGUCGUCACAUAUACAAUUAUUAUUUUGCAAAGCGUUAAC